This is a messenger RNA of Plasmodium adleri (nom. inval.), 2538 nucleotides long. RefSeq names its product leucine-rich repeat protein. The transcript has 3 exons. Gene Ontology annotation, cellular component: nucleus; cytosol; perinuclear region of cytoplasm. The record is from RefSeq and is a predicted model, not a curated record. NCBI's taxonomy places the organism in Eukaryota, Apicomplexa, Aconoidasida, Haemosporida, Plasmodiidae. The coding region runs from base 1 to 2538 and encodes 845 amino acids. Gene Ontology annotation, biological process: activation of GTPase activity; nucleocytoplasmic transport. Gene Ontology annotation, molecular function: GTPase activator activity; small GTPase binding.
AUGAAUAAUAAUUGUAAGAUUCAAAAAUUAAAAUUAGAAAAUGACAUUAUAUACUCCUCCAAUUUAAUAAUAAAUGAAGAUGACAUUGCCGAUUUUGUUUCAACGUUAAAUAUUCAAAAAAAUAUAAAUGAUACAAAUUAUUUAAUACAUAAUUUAAAUACAGUCAAAGAAAUACAAUUAAGUAGCCUCAAAAUUAAUGAUUGGGGUUUAUCUAUUCUUAUACCUUGUAUAUUAAGAAGCAGAAGACUUACAACAUUAAAUCUCUCAAAUAAUAGUUUGACAAAUGAUAGUGCCAACAUUUUGUCCAAGUGUCUAAAAUAUUUGCCACAUCUAAGGUGUCUCAAUUUAUCUAAUAAUUUAAUAAAAGAAGAAGGAGCAAUUAAUAUUAUUCAAGAAUUUUUUCAAGAUUAUAUAAAAGAAAAUUCAAACCCUAGUAACAUUAAUGAAGUAUUUAAUGUAGAAAAAAAAAAAAAUAUUUCUACAAAUAAUAAUAAAACUAAUCUAAACAAUUGUCAUGAUGUAAUACAACUUAAUAAUAUAAACAAUUUUAUAUUUGAAAAUGAAAAUUGUAAUAAUAUUCUAGACUACAAACAAGAUAAAUAUAUUAUUCCCAAUGAGGUUAAUGAUUCUCAUCAUAUAUGUAAUGAUGACAAAAAUUUUGAAAUCUUUGAAGAUAAAACAGAAAAUGAGGAUCUACAAGAAAUAGACAUGUCAGAUAAUUUUUUAGGUAACAAUUUUAUAAUUAAAUUAAGUGAUAUAUUACAUAAAAAAAAAGACAAAAGGAAAUAUAAAAUUGUUAUAAAAAAUAUAGCCAUUAAUAAUACAUCUAUUUCUUGUUUUCUAUCUAAAUGUAGAGAUAUAGAAAUAUUAAAUAUAUCAGAAAAUAAUAUUAUAUCUGAUAACCUUCCAAAGGAUAUUGAAAUAUUUUUUGAUAUGCAGCCAAAUUUAAAACAAUUAUAUUUAGCAAGUAUAUGUGGAGAUAAUCCCACUAGUGAUAAUAAUAUUGAUAGGAAUAAUAUAAACAAUAACAAUCACAAUGAUUUAUAUAAUAAAAAUCACAAAGAUUUAUAUAAUAACAAUCACAAUGAUUCAUAUAAUAACAAUCACAAUGAUUCAUAUAAUAAAUAUUAUAAUGACUCACAUAAUAAACAUUAUAAUGACUCACAUAAUAAAUAUUAUAAUGAUUCAUAUAAUGAUUGUGAUACAAUUUACAAUAGUAUGACUAGCCAAAAUAAAAUAUUCACAUGCUUAAUUAAUAAUUUAUAUAAGGCAAAAAAUUUACGCAUACUUUGCCUUUCAAAUAAUAAUAUUAAUGAUGAAAACUUCAAAACAUUUUGUUUACAUAUCCAACAUAAUAAAGACAAUAAAAUUGAAGAAAUCGAUUUUUCAUAUAAUAAUAUCACAGAUCUUAACCCUUUAAAUGAAUGUUUAAGAAAUAACGACACAUUAAAAAUUAUCAAUUUAUCUAAUAAUCAUAUAACAGAUGAAAAAAUAAAAAGAUUUUGUUAUGAAAGUCUUGCAACCAAUUUCAAUAUUUCUGAGCUCUCUUUAUCUUAUAAUAAAUUAUCUAAUAAUUCUUGUAUUUACAUAUCAGAUGCCUUGAUAAAUCAAGCCACUCUUAUUAAAAAUUCUCUGAAAGAAACGAAUGAAUACAUAAAACAAAAUUCUAGUUCAACACAGGAAGAUUUGGAUAUGUAUAUAAAAAAAAUAAAUUAUAAAAAAAAUGAUGAUAAAAAAUUUUGUGAUGAUAAAAAAAAUGAUGAUAAAAAAUUUUGUGAUGAUAAAAAAAAUGAUGAUGAUAAAAAAUUUUAUGAUGAUAAAAAAUUUUAUGAUGAUAACAUAAAUUUUAAUACAUAUAAAAACCCAAGCAACAUAAAUAAUAUUUAUAACACAUCGAAUGACCAAUCUUGUAUUUCAAUCCAUAAUGAUAAUAAACAAACACAUAGAAUAGAUAAGAAUCAGUUGAAUACAUAUAAUAAUAAAGAUGAUAUUAAUAAUAUAAAUAUAUUAAAAGAUAUAAUAAUUAAUAGACAUAAUGAAGAAAAUAAUUUUUUUUCAUGUAUAGGUUUAUCAAAUUUUUAUAGAGCAACCGAUUUAUCAAAAAAUUUAUAUCUACAAGAAAAUCGUAGAAAUUGUAUAUAUAAAAAAAAUGAUCAUUUUAAUAAAUUAUAUAAUUCGAAUAAUAUAUUUUCAGCUAACUGUUUAAAAGGUCUCAAAUUUCUUAAUCUUUCAGGUUGUAAUAUAAAUAAUGAAGGUAUUUCAUAUCUUUUAAAAUCUUUAAAAACAUCAUUAUGUACCUUAGAAUAUUUAGAUAUAUCAUGUUGUCAAGAUUUAAGUGAUAAUACAUAUCAAGCAUUUACUAAUUUAAUAUCUUAUAAAAAAUAUAAAUUUCUAAAAAAUAAAAAUUUUAUAUUUAAAAAUUUACCUCUCACUGUUAGAGGAAUUCCACCUAUGUUGAUCCCUCUUUAUGAUUCUGAAGAUAACACAGACAAGAGCAGCACAGAAUCGGAUUGGUGGAAUUAUAAAAAGGAAGAUUAA